AUGCCGCCCUCGGCCGCCUUCCGCUUCUCCGACACCCUCUGUGUUGCCAUCAUUGGAGAUUGCCACCUUCCCGACGACAUCAUUCAAGCGCUUCACUUCCCUAAGCUUCAGAAGCUCGCGCUUCAGAGCGUCAGCAUAUCCGAAUCCUCGCUGCACACCAUGAUUGCCGCUUGCCCCGCUCUGGAGUGCUUGCUUAUUAAGAACAGUGGGGGCUUCCGUUGUGUCAGAAUCAACUCCAUUACCCUUAGAAGCAUUGGUGUGAGCGGUUAUAGCAAUCGGCUAGAGACCAAAUUUAAGGAACUCAUCAUCGAGAAUGCCCCUUGUCUUGAAAGCUUGCUCACACUUGGUUCAUGCGAGUGCCGUCUUAUAUCGGUAAUCUCCGCGCCUAAACUCGAGGUCAUGGGCUGCCUUUCUACUCAUUAUGGUAUUAGAAUCUCGUUUGACUCGGCACCGUUCGACUCGACGGUUAUUCAGCGAAUGGGUGUUGACCGCCUGACGGCAGCGGUGCGCACUGUCAAGAUUUUAGCUAUCCUUAUGCAUUCUCUUAGUCUUGAUGUUGUUCUUGACUUGAUGAGAUGCUUCCCGUGCUUGGAAAAGUUGUACAUUGAGUCAAGUGGACCAGGGAUUAGCAACCUAUGGCGUCGUAAACACCGGGCUCUUAUAAGAUCACUUGACAUCCGUCUGAAGACUAUUGUAUGGAAUUAUUAUCGGGGAAUUAAGUCACAUGUUGACUUGGCCACAUUUUUUGUACUAAAUGCUCGCGUGCUAGAAUUAAUGACUCUUGAGGUUAAUGUUGAAGAUUUCAACGAGGAUUUUUUUGCACAACAUCAUAAGAAGCUUCAGGUGGAUAGUAGGGCCUCAAGAGGUGCUCGGAUUCGUUUUACUACCGAUUGGUGCUAUAAUUACCAUAUGAAGUUUAGUGUCCAUGAUUUGGGUCGAGCUGACCCCUUUGAAAGGACACACCCUUUGCAAGGAGAUACCAUAUUUGAGCUUUGCUAA
This is a messenger RNA of Triticum turgidum subsp. durum (durum wheat), 999 nucleotides long. The record is from the annotation of a GenBank genome assembly. NCBI's taxonomy places the organism in Eukaryota, Viridiplantae, Streptophyta, Magnoliopsida, Poales, Poaceae.